AUGGAGAGCAAGGACCAGUCAGAGCUCUGCUUUCCACAGUUGGCCAACCUGUCCUGCAGCAAGCCCCCAUCCAGUUGGUCUGAAGGUGUUUUUUGGAGCGUUCUCCUCUACUUUAUCUGCGUCCUAACUGUGCUGCUUAACCUGCUUGUCAUCACCUCCAUCUCUCAUUUCAGACAGCUGCGCACUCCCACUAACCUGCUCCUCCUCUCUCUCGCCGUCUGCGACCUCCUGGUGGGCCUUCUAGUGUGGCCCGGUGAGAUCUUCCUGAACAAGUCCUGCUGGACUCUCAGCGACGUUUCGUGCUCGCUGUAUAAUUUCGUCUCCUUCACCGUGACGUCUGCCUCAGUUGGAAACAUGGUGAUGAUGUCAGCUGACCGUUAUGUGGCUAUUUGUAAUCCUCUCCAAUAUCAUGUACAAGUGACUGUGAAAAGAAUUCAACUUUUUGUUUGUCUCUGUUGGUUCUCCUCUCUUCUUAUGAGUAGCAUCUUAGUUAAAGAAGAUCUGGCGAAUCCCGGAAAGUAUAAAUCCUGCUAUGGGGAAUGUGUUAUUCAUAUUGAUUACGCCGCGUCAGUUUUUGAUCUGGUCGUGACUUUCAUCCUUCCUCUCUGCAUUAUCGUCACGCUGUACACCAGGGUGUUUGCGGUUGCCGUGUCUCAAGCGAGAGCAGUGCGCUCUCAUGUUAGGUGUGGCAAAGCGCCUCUCCCGAUGAGGGCGAGGAAAUCCGAGCUGAAGGCAGCCAGGACUCUCGGGGUUCUGGUUCUGGUUUUCCUGAUGUGCUUCUGUCCCUACUACUGCGUUUCGCUGGCUGGUGAUAGCUUUCCUUGGAGUGCCUCGGUUGUGCUCAAUAUGUACUACCUGAACUCUUGCGUGAACCCUUUGAUAUAUGUGUGGUUUUAUCCGUGGUUCAGACGAGCUGUCAAACACAUUGUCACUCUUCAGGUAUUGCAGUCUGGUUCCUGUGGGGCCAACAUACUGUAG
Molecule: messenger RNA, 978 nt
Organism: Nerophis lumbriciformis (worm pipefish)
Lineage: Eukaryota; Metazoa; Chordata; Actinopteri; Syngnathiformes; Syngnathidae
Source: RefSeq, a predicted model, not a curated record